AUGGUGAAGCACGGAGCUCAUUCAUACCUUUGUGCGGAGGAACGACGAUUGAAAGAAGACAGAGAUAGAACAAAGUAUUGGAAGAAGUGGGGACCGUAUCUCAGCGAGCGUCAAUGGGGGACAGUUCGUGAGGAUUACUCUGAGAAUGGUGAUGCAUGGACCCACUUUCCUCAUGACCAUGCAAGAUCACGCACCUACCGUUGGGGUGAGGAUGGUAUUGCUGGUGUGUCCGAUUCACAUGGUCUUCAAAACAUCUCUUUUGUCUUCUGGAACGAACAGGAUGAUUUCUUGAAGGAACGCUUGUUUGGUCUCUCGAACCCCCAGGGAAACCAUGGAGAGUCCCUCAAAGAGGCCCAUUUUCAUCUUGACAACACGCCCACUCACUCGUACAUGAAAUAUCUUUACAAGUACCCCCAGCGGAAGUUCCCUUACAAGACCCUUGUCGAGGAGAAUGCAAAGCGCAGUAGGGAUGUUCCGGAAUACACACUCCUCGACACAAAUAUCUUCAAGGAUGAUCGUUACUGGGAUAUUAUCAUCGAAACCGCCAAAGACACUGAAGAUGAGGAGGAACUCCUUUUCCGUAUCACUGCCUGGAAUCGCGGUCCAGAACCUGCACCCCUUCAUAUCAUCCCUCAUAUGUGGUUCCGUAACACUUGGUCAUGGGGUCAUGAAACACCAGACAAAAAGCCCGAGAUCUCCCAGAAGUCUCCUUUUCUCGCAGAGUCAAAGCAUUGGUCUUUGGGGCCUAGGUACAUGCAGCUUUCGCCAUCUCCUGGUGUUGCCGCGGAAUCCGAUGAUGUGAUACCACAACUUCUAUUCACGGAGAACGAUACCAAUUUCGAGGUCUUGUACGGCGGAGAGAAUGAGCAACCAUAUGUGAAGGAUGCCUUCCACCGUUACAUUGUAGACGAGGAGAAAGAGGCAGUUAACCCAGCACAGAAGGGAACAAAGGCAGCAGCGUGGUACGCUUUCGAAGAAGGAGAUGGUAUUGCGCCUGGGGCUUGUGCAGUAGUCCGAUUCAAGUUUACCAAAAACCCCAACAAAGGUAAUGGCGAUAACGUUGCUCCUGACGCCGAGAUUGAUGAAGCCGGAAUCGACGAAGAAGAGUUUGAUGAUAUGAUUGAGCGUCGUCGGUCAGAGGCCGAUGAGUUUUACUGGCGUAUCUCGCCUCUUCCCAUGGCGGAUGAUCUCAGGAACAUUCAGCGUCAAGCAUUGAGUGGUAUGUUAUGGACAAAGCAGUUUUAUCACUUUAUUUGGGACCAAUGGGCGAAUGGCGACCCUGCACAGCCGCCACCACCUCCAGGAAGAAAGGGGAUUAGAAAUCAACAGUGGAGACACAUGCAUCUGGAUGAUAUCCUUAGUAUGCCAGAUUGUUGGGAGUAUCCCUUUUUUGCGGCGUGGGAUACAGCGUUCCACACAAUUCCGUUGGCGAUGGUUGAUCCAGAUUUUGCAAAAAAGCAAUUGGAUGUGAUGACCAGAGAAUGGUACAUGCAUCCUAACGGACAGAUUCCAGCUUAUGAGUGGAACUUUGGGGAUGUCAAUCCUCCAGUUCAUGCCUGGGCCGUGUUCAGAACAUUCAAAAUGGAGAGAAAACUAUAUGGCAGAGAGGACCUUGACUUCUUGGAGCGCGUCUUCCAGAAACUCUUGCUCAACUUCACAUGGUGGGUCAACCGCAAGGACUUUGACGGCAAGAACGUUUUCGAGGGUGGUUUCUUGGGACUUGACAACAUUGGAAUCUUCAACCGUUCUGAGCCGUUGCCUACAGGAGGUGUUUUGGAACAGGCCGAUUCCACUGGAUGGAUGGCGUUCUAUUCGCUGAACAUGUUGAACAUCGCCCUCGAGCUCGCCAAACAUCGGCGUAUCUACGAAGACAUUGCAAGCAAGUUUUUCGAACAUUUCAUCUUCAUCAGUGAUGCGAUGACAUACAAGGGCGACGGAGAAGGUGGCGAGUCAAGUCUGUGGAACGAAGAAGACGGAUUCUAUUAUGAUGCAAUUUCGUGGGGAGGACCUUGGUCCCAGCAGAUGCCUGUCAAGUCUCUCGUCGGACUUAUCCCGCUGUAUGCCGUUCUCACGCUUGAGCCGGAGUUGAUGAACAAAUUCCCCAGCUUCAAGAAGCGGGUGGAUUGGUUCGUUCAAAACAGGAACGAUGUUGCUGAGCGAAACAUUGCAAGUAUGUCCAAGAGAGGACAGGGAGACCGAAUGCUGCUGUCCCUCGUAAGCAAGGACAGGCUAGUCAGAAUCUUGGAAAAGAUGCUGGACGAAGAUGAGUUUUUGAGUGACUACGGUAUCAGAUCACUAUCGAAAUACCACAAGGACAAGCCGUAUUCCAUGAACGUGAACGGACAGGAGUUCAAGGUGGACUAUGUCCCAGGUGAUUCAAACAGCUCGUUGUUUGGUGGAAACAGUAACUGGCGAGGACCCAUUUGGCUCUGCGUCAAUUUCUUGCUCAUCGAAUCUCUUCUAAGAUUCUACAUGUUCUACGGCGAUGAGUUUAAGGUUGAGUGUCCCACGGGCUCUGGUGAAUACAUGCACCUUGGGCACGUGGCCGAGGAAAUCCAGCAUCGUCUGCAACACAUCUUUGCGCAGGGCGAGGAUGGGCGCCGGGCAUGCAACGCCGGUAACGAUCUCCUCGACUACAACCCGCACUGGCGUGACAACCUGUGGUUCCACGAGUUCUUCCACGCAGACGAUGGCCGUGGUUUGGGAGCGUCCCACCAGACGGGUUGGACAGGGUUGGUUGCAAAGCUGAUCCACGACUCUGGCAUCAACUGCCGUGUACCCCAAACCCCGCGCACACCCGGCACUGCCGCAAACCACUACUUUGACGAUAUAUUCUCCAGAGUCAACAAGCCGAAGCCCUACAUGGGCCGGCGCCAGUCAACGAGGAGUAUCGACGCCAGGAGUGACUGGGGUGGCGACGAAGACGAGGAGGAGAGGUUGGCGAGGGAGAGGGACGACGAGGAGGUGCUGGGCUAUGUCAACCAACAGCUGCAGAGAGUCAAGAGCAAUGUGUCCGUGUUUGGCGUGGAGGACGACGAGUUGGAGACGACAUGGCGUUGA
Messenger RNA from Morchella sextelata, 3060 nucleotides. RefSeq lists its product as uncharacterized. Gene Ontology annotation, biological process: oligosaccharide metabolic process; protein N-linked glycosylation. Lineage: Eukaryota; Fungi; Ascomycota; Pezizomycetes; Pezizales; Morchellaceae. Gene Ontology annotation, molecular function: Glc3Man9GlcNAc2 oligosaccharide glucosidase activity. Bases 1 to 3060 code for a protein of 1019 amino acids. The record is from RefSeq and is a predicted model, not a curated record. Gene Ontology annotation, cellular component: endoplasmic reticulum membrane. The transcript is spliced from 11 exons.